This is a messenger RNA of Paracoccidioides lutzii Pb01, 378 nucleotides long. RefSeq lists its product as hypothetical. The transcript has a single exon. The coding region runs from base 1 to 378 and encodes 125 amino acids. The record is from RefSeq and is a predicted model, not a curated record.
AUGGAUGCCAUAUUCACUGAAUAUAUAGGAGUGAGGAAAAUGCUCCUAUACCGUAACAAUCUACCCCAGCGGCAGCCCCAGUAUCGGACAUCAACUCGGGCCUCUAUUGAAGCAAUGCCGGAAAAUGAGGAGGAUAUAAUUAAGAAAGUUCUACAAACCCAAGAAGAAGCAUGCGAACCGAAAGCUGCUGAUGUUGCGACCUACGUCAACUACCCAGUAUAUUUGGAUUAUUCUCAGGGGCGAUGGGAAGAGGCGGUGGAAAAACAGCUCGAAACUGUGAGAAAUUCCACACCAGCACAGAGGAUUCCCAGUGCCGUUAAAAUCCACCAACGCCAUAUUCUUGGCAUACUCCAGCUUGCCACGGAAGACAAUACGUAG